This is a messenger RNA of Rhagoletis zephyria (snowberry fruit fly), 1683 nucleotides long. Lineage: Eukaryota; Metazoa; Arthropoda; Insecta; Diptera; Tephritidae. The record is from RefSeq and is a predicted model, not a curated record.
AUGCUCGCCCUCAAGGAGGAGAUCAACCGGCGUCGAGCGACGGUCGCCGAGCUGGAGUCACGCAGUAAGAGCGUCCUGCCGCUGAAGCUUCGAACGAGCAGCGCCGCAGUGGGUGGUCGGGCCGUUUCGUUGGUGAGCAUUUCCGGUCAGAGUUUGAAGCUCUCUAAAGGCGAGCAGCUGACGGUGCGCGACAACUCGGACGCCUUUGGGUGGAAGGUCGCAACCAGGGGUGGCGAGGACUACACCGCCACGAACCUCUGCUUCUCCAUUCCACCGCCCGACCAGGAGUCGAUCAGCCUGGCCGCCGAGCUGAAGCGCCUCCACGAGGAGCUGAUCAGCCUGUGGGCGGCGAAGCACCACGAACUCCGCCAGAACAUGCUGCUCGCCACCAUUCGCAGUCUGAAGAGCUGGGACUACCCGACGUACUGCAGCAAGGACCCCGCCCAGCGAGAGGCCAUCCUCUCCGCCCUCUCCAACGACAUUGACAAGGUGGUCAGUGAGAGUGCACCAGGCGACCGCAAGUCACAACAACUGCUGGACGAGUUUGCCGACCUGAAGCGGCAGUUUGCCGAGUACGAGGCCCGGCGCAAAGCCGAGUCAGACGCCGUCGCCCUCCAGAAGCUCCUGGACGCCUUUGUGGACAGCAUCAGCGGUCUGCUGGCGAAACUGCAGGAGAAGGAGCGGCUGAUUAGCAAGAAGCUGCAGGAACCCAUUCCACGCAAGGUCGACCAGAUCAAGACCAUGGUCCUCGAGCACAAGGACUUUGAGGUGGACACGCGCCGCUAUGAGCCGGCGGUGGAGAAGGCCAAGGCUGAGUACGCCAAACUGCCCAAGUCGCCGGUGACGCAGCCAAAGUACGAGGCCCUCAUUGACUGCUGGAACAAGAUCUGGAGCAGUUCCAACGUGUACAUCGAGCGACUGAAGGCGCUGGAGAUUGUCCUCCGGGACAUUGACGACGCCCACCGCCUGAUUGCCGGCUACGAGAUUAAGCUGAGUCGGGCGGCGGACAUGCCCGCAGAGCUGGAACAAGCUAGGGCCAUCUUUGAGGAGCUGAAGAGCAUUCACGGCGAGGUGCAACGCCACUCGGCCAGCUUUGACAAACUGCUCUCCAAUGUGAGCAAGGUUCGCCGCCUGGUAGAGCGCAGUCGGCUGCAGCAGUCCUCCAAUGCGGACAUUGACCGCCUCGAGGAGGAGGUGAAAGCGCUGCACAAGCGCUGGGACAACAUUGGCGUUCAGAUUGCUGAUCGCAUCAAGUCGCUGGAGAACUGUCACGACCUGCUGAAGGCCUACCGCAGCCGAAUGGACAAGGAGGGCAGCUGGUUCAAGCAGACGCGCUCUCGCCUCGAGGAGGUCUUCCGCCGACGGGAGUUGAGUACCGCUAAGCAACUGUACGAAGACGUCUCCUCGCACAAGAGCUCCAUCGAGGAGACGAACUCGGCGGGCAACCGUUUCAGCAAGGAGGCGAAGAUUUACGACCUGAAGCUGAAGAACUACCGCGAGACGGUGGCCGAGCAGGCUCACCCGAGCCUGGACGCCUCCGCCAAGCGCUCCAAGGUGGUCAACGGCGUCGAGACAGUGGCCGUAGAGCUGAAGGCCCUUAAUGAGGAGUACAAGGCGACACUGGAUCGGUUGCUGGCGCUGCUCAAUCAGCUGCAGGACGACGAGUCCAAGCUGAGGGAAUUU